AUGGAGACAAUAAAUCGUAUCUGGAUAGAACUUGAGAGCCAAAAGUAUCAAAAACUUUACACCCCACUUGAAGAAGAAAUAAUAAUCCCUAACCCUUUUUCUCAAAACGAAUAUAUCCUGACUCACUCAUUUGUGCACUCAAACAAUAACUUUAUAGCAAAAGAUCUAGAUGGAUACAUUUUUCACAUAAAAAUUUUUUCUUGUUCUUCUUAUGAAGAUCUGAAGUUAAUUCACCUUAAUCUUAAGAUUAUCCGAGAGCAUACUGAAAGUCUAAACUUAGUGCAGAUAGUGGACGUAUUUGAAUACAAGGAGAGAAACUCAUGGAUCGUCAUUUGUGUAUUAGAAAUGCUGGAUGGGCUCACUAUAGAACAAUUUAGAGAGCUUGUGGAUGAGCUGAAUUUAUUAGAUAAGCUGUCUAAAGAGUUUUGUAUUUCUAUAUUUUUAAAAAUUAUAGAAUUGAUUGAAGAAUCGCAUAAUAGAGGAGUCUUAAUAGGCAAUCUUAUGCCAAAUACAAUUUAUAUUUAUAGAGAUUAUGAAGAGGAAGGAUUCGCUUCAUAUAAAAUAAAGGUUGCUGUUACAACAAAAGAGCCGAGCAAAUCUUCAAAAUUUUUGCAUCUUUAUUAUCCUGAAAAUAAAAAAAAGCAACUUAAAUAUAAAAUUUGGGGAGCUGGGAUUUCUUUAUAUAAUUUAAUUGGGCAGAAAAAUCUUAGCGAAAUCUCAUAUCAAGAAAUAGAAGAGAGUGCUAAUCCAGAUUUACCUCUGAGGUUUAAGGACAAUGCUUUAAUAUCUCUUCUCACAAAAUGCCUAAAAGGUGACAUCUCACAAUCCAUUUUUCAAGAUCCCUUUAUUACUUCCUGAAAAUAUCUAUUCGAAAACGACCAAUCUUUAAUGCAAAAAAUUCAAGUCAGCGAAAUGCCUGUGCUUGCUUCCGGUCUAUCAUUUGAGCUUGACCUCAGCAAAGAAAAAUGCACCAAAAGAAUCUUAGAGCUUGCCCUUGAAAAUACUUCAGAAGUCGCUCUAUAUCUCAAAGAAAAAGAAACAAUUUGCACUUUUAUCAAAACCAGCAUCCAUCUCUGUUUAAGUUCGUACUCGAAUCAUCUUAUUACACCUUUACUUGUCAUUUUAUAUAGAAAAAUUGAAAGCAAAAAGCUAAAAAAAUGGCUCGUAAAGUCAGGUUUUUAUUCCUUAAUUCAAUCUCCUAUGAUUUUUUUAGCAAAUAUUAAUUUACUUUGCAAUUUUUCUAGUAAAUUUUUAAAAAAAAAUACAUUGACUUUGCUUCAAAUUUUUGCAGACAAUGGAUUUUUAGAUAUGGCAUUUGAGGUGGAUUCUAGAGGAGGUGGGGGAGAGCUGCAUGAUUUUCUGGACUCAACUUUGCCAUAUUAUGGGCCAAAUGCUAUAAACCUUAUAGAAAAUGCUUAUAAUUCAGCAAAAACGACAACUCCAUUGAAAGCAUUGAAACUCAAAGCUAUGCAGAGGCUUAGUGAGGUACCUUAUCAUUUUAGAAUUGAGCACUGUCAAGUGACAUUGAAUUUCAUUAAUAAAAUGAUUUCUGCAAAGUCUAAAUUUCACAGAGCAAAAGGUAUUUCUAUUGAUUUGCUUGAUAUCAUUAUAGAUAUCUUUAUUGAAACUUUAGUUUUUCAUGAUCAAAUCCAAGAUCAUUAUAACAGAGGAACUUGCAUAUGGUCAUGAAUAAAACCCCAUCCUCUCUAUACCAAACUAUAUAAUUUGAUAAUAAGAAAUAUAUAAGAGAUAUCGAAGUAUUUUCGCUCUUACUCUAUAAAACGAUUUAUGGCUUAAUUACACAUAAUGCAAAAAUUUUAUAGGGAAGAAAUUUUUAGACUAAUAAAUAAGAGGGUUAAUAGAGAAAUACGCUGGAUUUUGCUUCCUAAUUGCAUUUAAUAUUAAUUCAGCAGAAUUUUGCUUUAAAAUCGAUAAAUAAAAAUAAUUAAUUCAAGCAUAAUGAUAUAUUUUAGACACAUGCAAAUUUUAGCAUUGAUAGCGCUAAAUUAAUGCAUUUUGACAGAUUUCAUCUGUUUAAAUAGCUUAUUUUACCUAUAAAAAAUUUAAAAUCUCAUUUAAAUUUAAUACAGAAAUACGAGCAAAACUUGCAAACAUAUAAAAGUUUUGUAUAUUUUAGAGAUAUGAAAUAAAGUAUUAAAUAUAUAUGUAAAAAUGCUAUAAAUCGUGUUUUACAAGAGAAAAAGUGCAAACAUUGAAAUAAAUCUAAUGUUUCUUAUUUUCAAGACUAGAUAGUUCGCCAUGAGGGGUGGGUUUCAUGCUUGACCGUGCAUAAGCCACUCAAAAUCAGAAAAGUUAUCUUUUAAAGCAAAAAAUCCUAUAUUAGUUACCUGCUGUGAAUGCCAAAAUGUUGCAUUAUGCACUGUUUGCCGGGCUGUAAAGCAUUCAGGCCACAGUAAAAGUCAAAUGUUUUUGCAUUAUUAUCAAGAAAUUACUAGAUGCAAUUGCAAAGAUGAGCAUAAAGAUUAUGAAUUAGGUGGAAUACGCUUUAUCCUUCCUAAAUUCAGCCAAAAUUUUGCUUUUAAGCUGCAAAAUGACAGUAUCCAAGAAUCGAAUAUUUUUGAAGGAGACGGAGAAACACGUAUAACCACUGAAAAUUCUAUAUCAUUGGCCCAACAGUCUGCAAAUCAAGAUAUUCAUGCCUAUUUCGAAGUAAAAAUAUACAAAGCAGGGUCUCUCGAAGAUAUUACUAUAGGACUUGAAGGGACAGGAAUUUCAUAUUGUGGAAACACAGGAGGGAUUUAUUUAAAUGCAUUAAAAGUAGAAACUGGCCCUAGGUUUGGAUCGUAUGAUACAAUUGGGAUGGGACUUACAAUGACCUCUAAAGUUUUUAUUUCUUAUAAUGGAGUUGUUAUAUAUCCUUUAAUUGACUCAGAAAUAAAAAGAGAAAUAAAGCCAUUUGUAGUAGCCAAAGGGGAUAAGUGGAAAAUUGAAAUAAAAUUUGACGAAUGGAUGCUGAAAAGCACAGGUGCUUCAAUGCUAAGGGGAGAAAUUCUGAUGUCAAGCCAAGAAAUAAUUCAAAAAUUAAACAAAAGGAUCAAAGAAGUCAAGAAAAAGGAAAAAAAUGAUUGCAGAGAAUUGACUGAUAAAUUUCAAUUUUUAAGAGAAGAAAUAGAAAGAACUAUAAGGUAA
Messenger RNA from Blepharisma stoltei, 3150 nucleotides. Lineage: Eukaryota; Ciliophora; Heterotrichea; Heterotrichida; Blepharismidae. The record is from the annotation of a GenBank genome assembly.